Molecule: messenger RNA, 3485 nt
Organism: Acanthaster planci (crown-of-thorns starfish)
Lineage: Eukaryota; Metazoa; Echinodermata; Asteroidea; Valvatida; Acanthasteridae
Product: dual oxidase maturation factor 1-like
Biological process (GO): protein transport
Cellular component (GO): endoplasmic reticulum membrane
Source: RefSeq, a predicted model, not a curated record
CGAAAACCCGGUUGCCUUCAUAGCGUUCCUUGUUCACCAAAUUCAACACCCGCACGUACGUACAUGUAAAUGUCACCCAGAAAGGGUGUACUCUUGCAUAAAUAAUGAGCUAUUAAACGCACGACAAAAGUUUCUUUCACACCCUGCCGUGCUGUAGCGGGUCAGUGGAUCCGUAACACGGAAAAACUUGGGCAAGGCAUAGGAAAGUACUGUCGCUCGAAGAAUUGACGUAUCAACCCUAGAAUAUUUUCCUCCUUUAACAUCUAUUUCAGCAGCGCCACUCUAAGACCACAGUUUCCCUUGAUCUGAAGUUCUAGGACGUCCAUAUUGAAGCUGGAACUGGACUUAAAGCGGAAUUUGAACGGCGACGAGAUAUAGUCCAGUUGAAGUUCUCCCUCUUUCACGAGACUUCGUAAAACCCAAGUCCCACAGCCAUCAUGGGGAUCCCGUACAGCGUCCUUCGGGAGAAGGGGACCCCGGCCAUAUAUCCCCCCAACAAGACAGCAGUCACCCUGGAUGUGACUGAGAUGGGAUUCGUCUUCGCUUUCAUCUUCUUGGCGUUUUCCUUUCUCAUCAUUUUGCCGGGCAUACGGGGCAAACAGAGGUGGUUCACCUUGAUACGCUUCGUCAUAGCAAUGUUCAUUGGAGCUGGAAUACUGUUGUCUGCCUGGGGCCAGGAAUGGGAGAAAGCUGAGAUCCACGAAACACACACUGCAUACAAGGCAUUCUACAGUGAAGAGAUAGUGGCAGACAUUGGUGUCAAGAUUGGACUCAACAGCGUCAACAUCACCCUCAAAGCUCCAGAUGGGAACAUUACCACACACCCUGAUGAGAAAAUUAACUAUAAUGAGCGCUUUAACUUCUGGGGUGGCCAGGGGCGCCGAGGAUUUGGACGUUUUGCUGGCCGCAUCAACCGUGAGUUCCGCGAGGCUCAGUGGUCAGGCAAGCCACUCCCCAUCCUGUGGAUUGCCGAGUACUUCGCACUCGACGGUGAGGGCAUCCGCUGGGGGCGUACCUACCGAACUGCUGGUUUCUACGCAUGGAUCAUGAUCUGGACCGCCUUCCCUCUUUGGAUUCUGGCCAUGGCUCUUAGCUUCAUGGUUCUCCGCUACUGUGGGUAUUUCCUGAUGAUGACCGGCGGUUUCCUGUGGCUAGGAAACAUCAUGUGGGCUACGGUCCGCUUCGGCAUAGAAUUAAAGAUACCUUUCAGCACAGAGAAGAUCCUCAUCUUCUCAUACGGUCCAACUUUCUACCUGUGCUUCAUUGCUGGUCUGGUUGCUGUUGUGAGUGGUUUCAUUGUCUUCAUCAUGGACAUUCGUUUUCCCAAUGAGUUAACCACUUUCUUUAAUGUGGACCCUCUGGCCGAUUAUGAGGAAACCUUUGUGUAUGACAAAGGCACUGGUGCCAGGAACGGUGCAUCCAACGGCGGCCCUGCUGAAAGUGAAACGAAGUCCUGGCGAAAAGUAUCAGCUCUCCGAAAAGCCAGCAGCAGACCCCGGCGAAAGUAUACCCCUCACGGAAAUCAAGGAGGAAGCCAACAACUAGAUAAUGGUGGAGAUAUUCAAAUGAAGAGUUACGGAUCCUCUCUGACAGGUGUGGAAAACCCGGCCCUUGAUGUAAUCGAUGCAUAGUGUGACAACAGCAAAUGUCGUAACAUUUCUCCCCAGCUGGAAACCUGUCAUUCUGUUGUUUUUCUUGAGACCCGAUGACUGCUACACUGAGCCUCUUCUUUGCACUGAAAACUUAAUGCUCAUCAGAACUUGGAAAUAAGUUUCAUAUUAGCUAUGCUAUGGUUAGUAGGAUUUGAUAGGGACUCAUUUUCCAGAUACAUUUGGGAUAAAGGAGCAUUUGUAUAAUCAACUACUUUGAAGCAAAUACGAUUUUACUUAUGAUGCAGAUUUAUUACUCCUCGGUUGCAGUUUGUUUUUCUUGUGUGUGUUUUUUGGCUUUUGCUUUUGUAAGUUCCAUAACAUGGGUUAAGAAUACCGUGUGCAUUUGCAAUGCAGUAUUUCCUUUUAAGAGGACUGAUAAAUUGUAAUAAUCAUCCUAAAACUUCCAUACACAAGUGAGGAGCUUUACAGAAAAAAGACAAGUUAUUAUCAUACUCGAUUUGAACACAAAUGAGGGAAGAAGUUAUUGAAAUAGAGAUUUUAUCCUAGUCAGUAAUGAUGUAUAUGUAAACAAGUAGAAAAAGUAGCUCAAAUGCAAUAGGUUCAGAUACAUGUAUAUAUAUAUUUGAGGGUUUGUAAACAGAUUAAUGUAAAUGUUCUCAGUCAAGGAGGAUGCACAUCAAUGUGUUUCAUCUGACAUGUUCUCAAGAUUUUAAACUUCUUCAAAAUAACAACGUAUAGUGUUUUUCUUUUUAGUAGUCCAUAUUGUUAAAUAUUUUGUACAAUAUUUAUGCAGUGUGUUAUAAAGUAUUAGCUGUAACAGAAAAAAGUGUUAAAAUGAUCACUUAAAAUGAGUGGUAAAGGGCAAGGAUCGAUAUUUGUGAACAAGUGUGAAUGCUUUUUAAUCUAGCAUUUCACUGUCCAAAAAAGCAAAUUAAGUAGAUUAAGACAGUUAUAUACUGCUUUUAAAUUCCAACUUACCGGUACACCUGAGGAAUUCAGUGCUUUUUCUGUUUCACUGCACUCUGUUGUUGUUUUUAUCUUAUUAUUAAACCUUUUUUAUUUAAUGCAUGUACUCAGUUUACUCUAACUACAUUUCCAAACAUUAGCCUGUAUGUAAAACUAAUUGUGGCAUUUUCCCAGGUAUUUGAAGUCCAACUUCACAUCACACACCAAAGGAAUUUCUUUGAACAGAAAUAAGGUACCAUAGCAGGAAGUUAACAAUGGCAGCAAGCCCCGAGUGGGACAGACACAAUUUUUAUGCCAAAAAGUAAACAAUUUGCUGGAGGCUAUGCACAACCUUUCUGGUUAAAUAUGGCAAUGCAGUCACAAAAGCCUGGUUCUUUGUGCGUCACAGGGUUGUAGUAAAAGACCGAGUGCACUGGGCCCUAAAAAGGCAAUAUAUUUAGAAGAGGCCAUGUUAUACACCUGGUUUGAGUUCUUUGUACAUUCUAACAAUGGCUUCCAGCAUGAAUGCCACUUUUGAAGUUCAGACCAAUGUUACUAGGACAAAUUCUACACACAACAAACUUCUGAUCCCUUGCUUCACACAAGACAAUUCCUUGUAUGAAUUGUAAGAUUCCCAGCAAGACUUUGGGAGAGAUUGUUUAAACUCUUUCUAACACCCCCCACUAUUUCUGGCCAAAUUUCUUCUUUUAAGCGUUGCCUAAUAAUUUGGAGUGUUUUAAAUUUCAUAUAUGAAAGUUAGAUGUCUACAGUUUCAAAAAUUCAAUUUGUUUAAUAGCAUUAACACUUUCAUACUUUGGAUUUUGUAAAAAGCACUGUUUAACCACAAGUAACUUCCUUUGAUAUUUUUAAGUAAAUCACUUUUGAUUCCUAUUAAACAGAUGAGGAAAUGCGUUUUUUAACAAGUGA